AUGGAUGAAGUGGAGGAAUUCGUGAAGCAGCUUUAUAUGGGAGUAUUGCUUCCUAUGUCUUGGUCCACUAGAAUGAAAAUUGCAUUUGGAGCUGCAAAAGGACUUGACUUUCUCCAUGAAGCUGAGAAACCUGUCAUCUAUCGUGAUUUUAAGACGUCUAAUAUUUUGUUAGACUUGGACUACAAUCCAAAGGUCUCUGACUUUGGCCUUGCAAAAGAUGGGCCAGAGGGAGACAAGUCUCAUGUUUCUACUCGCAUAAUGGGAACAUAUGGGUAUGCUGCACCCGAGUAUAUUAUGACAGCUUGUUAUAGCCUAAAGGUCUGCUAUUCUUGGUUUUGUUUUCUCAAGGAAUCUUCCUGCUACUCUGAGCAGCAGCAGUGUGCUCUUCGUGGCUGGUUUGCUAGCUAUCAGCACCUUGAGAUUGAAGACCUGAUGAAGUCAAGGAGCAUCCAAAUGCACCACGCACUGAAGAAGGACAAGAAAAUUCCGAUUUUAUCACGACCUGGAGACAUCUUGAGGUGUCCUUUUUUAGACUUUAGUGGUUAUAAAAACCUUAACAAAACGACAAAUUAA
Juglans microcarpa x Juglans regia is the source of this 573-nucleotide messenger RNA. Its product is annotated as probable serine/threonine-protein kinase PBL21. The coding region runs from base 1 to 573 and encodes 190 amino acids. Lineage: Eukaryota; Viridiplantae; Streptophyta; Magnoliopsida; Fagales; Juglandaceae. The transcript has 4 exons. The record is from RefSeq and is a predicted model, not a curated record. Gene Ontology annotation, biological process: protein phosphorylation. Gene Ontology annotation, molecular function: ATP binding; protein kinase activity.